CUCUUAUCAUACUGUAAUAAACAAACACAUGUCGAGCAGUGGAGCAUCGACGGCCGGCAACGGGGCGGGUGCGAGCGACAUGGCGGCAGAGCGGCUCGCCGUGGCACAGUACGCGACAGUCAAUGCCGACGCACUUGGCACUGUGCAGCUGUCGUCGCUGGACACCAACGUGCUGACUGCGACGGCGGGCGCCCCGCGUGAGCACCUGGUCGACCUCGCGCGAGCAAUCCAGGACGCGGACGUGACCCUGCGCGCCACGACGGGUGCUAAGAUGCAGGUCAUUGUCGACCAAAUCCGACUGCUUCAGAUGCAGGCGCGAGUGUUUAUGGAGGAGGCGCGACGCGACGCCGAUCUGCACCGCGCUGCGUGUAACUUUACCAAGCGUGCGGGAACCACGUACCAUCUGUACCGCCGCGACGGGCCCCAGGACGAUGGCGUGCCAUACUUGUCACUGUUGUCGCCUGAGGAGUGGGGUGCGCGGGGCACGCCACACACAUUUGUCGGAUCCUACCGCCUCGAGGCCGACCAGACCUGGACGCCCGUCGAGCGCAUCCGCCAUCGCGAGGACAACUCUGCGUUUGUGCAGCGAUUGCUGGGACCCAACAUUAUCAAGUACACGGACGCGCCGCUCUUUACGCAGCAGUUGAACAUGAUUGACAACUCGUACAGCAGCGUCGCGCCGCAACAGCUCCUCGGCCCAAGCAGUAACAGCAGCGGCACCAGCGAGUCGCUUGGAUCUGCGGGUGGACAACAGCCACAGGCGGUGCAGAGCUACCAAUCCUCACAGUCCAUGAUGAUGAUGAUGACACCUCAGCAGCAGCAACAAAAUCCAAUGGCGCAACAGAUUCUAAAUCAGUCGACCCUGGUUACUCCCGUGCCAAAGCGCCAACUCGGCAACGCCGUUCCACUUCCCGCGUCUGUCCGCCAACCAGAGGGAUUUGAGCAAGCGCAAUGACGGAUGGUUGAGAUUGUUGGAUGAUCUUCAAUGUGCUUUUUGUUCAUUCUUGUUAAAAUGGAGAAAAAACAAUGAAAACCAAACCCCAAAAUACAAACACAGUCUGUAGAAUGGUCAUUCUAUGGCAGCAGAUAAUAAACAGGGAAUAAACGCA
This is a messenger RNA of Capsaspora owczarzaki ATCC 30864, 1109 nucleotides long. Its product is annotated as expressed sequence. Bases 29 to 955 code for a protein of 308 amino acids. The transcript has a single exon. Lineage: Eukaryota; Filasterea; Ministeriida; Capsasporidae. The record is from RefSeq and is a predicted model, not a curated record.